UUCGCUCCAGCGGGAGUGGAAGUGGCGGUCAGUGUCGUAGGAAAACAUGUUUGGCCACAUAAAAAGUUGAAUCGCGAAACGAGGCAUACACCGGGCGGCAGAGGAACACGCGAAACGGAAGAAAUGGAUGCGAUAAAACCUGGCUGGUUCAGUGAAAUCAAUGAUCUGUGGCCAGGUGUCUCGUUGUCUCUCGAAGUGGUCAAGAUACUUCAUCGGGAAAGAUCGCAGUAUCAAGAUGUGAUGGUGCUCGACACGAAAUCACAUGGAAGAGCCUUAAUUUUAGAUGGUAUCAUACAAUGCACGGAGAAUGACGAAUUUUCGUACCAGGAGAUGAUUGCUUUUCUACCACUAUGCAGCCAUCCAAAUCCUAAAACUGUCCUAAUAGUUGGGGGUGGAGAUGGCGGGGUUGCUCGUGAGGUCGCGAAACAUCCGCAGGUAGAAAAGAUCGUACAAGUUGAAAUCGACCCGAAAGUAUUGGAGGUAUCGAAAAAAUAUUUGUCCUACAUGGGAGUAGGGCUGGAUCAUCCUAAAGUCACCCUUAACGUGGGGGAUGGUUUCCAAUUCUUGAAACAGCAUACUGGAGAAUUCGACAUUAUAAUCACGGACAGCAGUGAUCCUGUCGGUCCAGCAGAGUGUUUGUUUCAAGAAUCAUAUUUUAAUCUAAUGAAGAGUGCAUUGAAGCCUGGUGGAAUCGUUUGCAGCCAAGCAGGAACAGCCUGGGCGAACCUCGACCACGUAACACAAACUUUGCAACAUUGUAAAGCUUUAUUUCCAGUUGCAUCUUACGGUGUGGUUUCUGUACCAACGUAUCCAACAGGACAAAUUGGUUUCGUACUCGGAGGAUUAAGCACAGAGACGAAUUUCAAAGAGCCAAAGAAAGUGUUUAGUAACAGUGAGCUCGAUCAAAUGAACAUGAAGUAUUACGACCAUGAUGUGCACCGAGCUGCGUUCAUUCUUCCAAGGUUCAUAACGAAAGCGCUGAACAAGGCACUCGAUAAGAAAUAAUCACUGAACUAUGCGAAAAAAGGAGAUUAUUCUCAAAGGAAUGAAAAUCGAGACUUUUACCAUAUGACAAAAUCAUCCUUUUCGCGUAUUACAGACUGUGCUCAAAUCGCACAAAUACCAUUACAAUUUUUAUACAUUUUAAAAUUUACAUUGUGUUAUAUGCAAUUUAGAUAUUCAACUUUAUCAAUUGAACAGACUGAAGUGAAGAAUUCGAACAACAUGUUAAUUAAAGUUGAGUACUCUGUGCAAAAAUAAUAACAUACAUCACACACACAUACACACACACGAGAAACUACACCUUCUCAAUAAUACAAUUACGAAAAUGUUAGAAAUUCUUUAUUAUCUCUGAUU
Habropoda laboriosa is the source of this 1356-nucleotide messenger RNA. RefSeq names its product spermidine synthase (gene SpdS). The record is from RefSeq and is a predicted model, not a curated record. Gene Ontology annotation, cellular component: cytosol. Gene Ontology annotation, biological process: spermidine biosynthetic process. Bases 124 to 1005 code for a protein of 293 amino acids. Gene Ontology annotation, molecular function: spermidine synthase activity. The transcript has 6 exons. NCBI's taxonomy places the organism in Eukaryota, Metazoa, Arthropoda, Insecta, Hymenoptera, Apidae.